AUGGCGCAGAAACGCGCGCGGCGCCUCGGGCAGACGGACGGGCUAUCGCAGGUCUUCAUUGCGACGCGUGAAGCUGAAGCACACUCUCGAUCUCGAUCGCCGUCGCCAUCGGCGCGGCCGGUCCGCCAUCACCGCGUCAUGCACCGCCACCUGCCACGUGGCGUCACAUCGUCCCACGCCACUCCUCUUUUCCUCCUGCUUCCACCGGCAAUGACAACGACGCCAACCGCGACUCCGCUGGCGGCGGCGGGCAGCAAGGCGCUCAGCACCAGCACGCUCAGCCUCAAGUUCAUGCAGAACGCGGCGGCCCGCAAGGGGGCGACAGCGACAGGCACGCUGACGAAGGCGGAGGUGCAGGACGAGGUCGACGGCGCGUGGGCGGUCCCGGGGGCGGAUGCGCGGCGGGCGAUGGCGGAGAGCGAGGGGAGGGAAGGAGUGGUGAGCUACGAGGCAUCGUAUAUGCCGUUCCUGUUUGGCACGGAGACGAAGGGAAGGCGGGCGUUCCGGAAGGGGCGCGAGGUCGACGAGCUUGGAGCGAUAGCGACUGAGAAAGCGGCCCCAGCGCAAGAGCUACCGCCAGUCAAGGCAGCCGGCAAGGUACGCGCGAUAUCCUCGCAGAGCGGGCUACCCGAGAAGAAUAAGAAGGCAAAGAAGGAAGGCGGCUCUGCGCGCGACGCCAUCUUCGCUGCCCCCGUCACCGGGCUCCCGAGUGCGACGCCCGACCCACCUACCCAGCGGCAGAAGACGAAAAAAGACAAAGACAGGCCGCCCACGUUCCUCCGUCCCGCGGGCGUCGAUGCUCCGCCCAGCCAGCCGUCCACUUCGAAAGCCACGAUGGCCAGGCCCGUGGUCGCCGAAGAACGGAACAGUUCGGUGGAGGAGAUCGCGCCGCCGGAGGAGACGGCGACGAAGUCGAAAAAGAGCAAACGGGGGCGGGAGGAACCGGCAGACGGGUCGUCGCCAGCUCAAAAACCCACGAAGAAGCCCAAGACGAGCAAGAACGCUGACGAGGAGGUCGCGCCGCCCAGUAAAUCGACACAGAAGGUGGCCGAGCGAGACCAGGAUGUCGCAGCCCUUCCAAAAGCGAGCAAGUCGAAGUCUCAACGAGCCAAGGCGGGAGACCAAGCGGGAGAGGAGGACAGUUCUACCGAGGAGGUCGCGCCGCCGCCGCUGAAGUCCAGGAAAGCAAAGCGCGCGCGCGAGGAGACGGAGGCCGAGGCAGACGCGGAGGGGGACGCGGCUCCGAAGGCGAAGAAGCCGAAAAAGAAGAAGAAAAAGGCGAAAGAGGGGACGGAGGAGGAUGCUUGGUGCAAGGACUGUAGUCGGUAG
Mycena indigotica is the source of this 1329-nucleotide messenger RNA. RefSeq lists its product as uncharacterized. The transcript has 3 exons. The record is from RefSeq and is a predicted model, not a curated record. NCBI's taxonomy places the organism in Eukaryota, Fungi, Basidiomycota, Agaricomycetes, Agaricales, Mycenaceae. Bases 1 to 1329 code for a protein of 442 amino acids.